This is a messenger RNA of Diplodia corticola, 1776 nucleotides long. Its product is annotated as glycerol-3-phosphate mitochondrial. The coding region runs from base 1 to 1776 and encodes 591 amino acids. The transcript has a single exon. The record is from RefSeq and is a predicted model, not a curated record. Lineage: Eukaryota; Fungi; Ascomycota; Dothideomycetes; Botryosphaeriales; Botryosphaeriaceae.
AUGACGAACGACCCCAAAGACAGCAACAACGCCAGCCACAAGGAUGCUGCGAAGCACCCCGCCGCCGACCGCGACGAUGCCAACGCCAACCCCAACUCCAACCCAUUCAUAUCUUUCCGCCGCUAUGCCGAUGACCAGAUAUUCUCGCUCAUGAACUCUGUCAUGAGCAUCCCCGCCACCCUCUCCAAAGAGCACGAGCGCUGGAACGCAGCCCGCCAGAACGGCGACAGUGACGGCGAUAGCGAUACACAAGUCACCGGCACCGGCAGGCAGGAAGUCUGGGUGAAGCGAUGGUCUAGCGAUGAUAGUGCUAGUGACGGACAAGACGGCAAAAAGAAACAGGAUGACGACCUGUCGAGCUGGGUCAAGAUCUGGCGGCCGGACGGGCAGCAAGUCAAGCCGGAGGUCGUCGAGGAUCAGGACGGCGGCAAGACGUGGCACUGGAGCGGGUCAUGGUCAUGGCCACCGAAAAAGGGCGUCGACGACAGCAACUCCAACCAAGCGGCCAACGGCAACGACGAGCUUGAUCGCAACUUCGAGGAGGCGCGCAGAAAUGCGGAGAAGGAACUACAUGAGAUGUCAGAGUUGCUCAAGAGCUGGUUUGGUGCCGAGGACGACCACGGCACCAAGGAAGAUCCCCAACAGGUGGACAGAGGUCGGAGCCUGCUUGACUGGAUCGGACUUGGAGACGGCAGCGGCAGCUCAGACAUGAGGCAAGGCAUAGAAGACCGGAUCAAGCGGCUAGAAGACGAGUUCUUCAACGUGCGGGACAGCUUCUCCGGCCUCGCCCAGGGUCGCGGUCCAUGGACUCAUCUGCGCAUCUCCGACGAAGCACGUGAAGGCAGCCAGAUCCUGCAGAUCUUGGAUGGCCUUCAAUCGGCUUCCCAGCAUCAAGACCACCCUUUCGGUGGCUUCCCCAUGGCGCGUGGCUGGGGUCAUCCGCUGUCGUAUUUCCUGGAUUACUCUAACCCAAGAACGCGCUGGCUACUCCAGCACCCGUACUCCCCCGCCGUGCUCGAAGCGGAGGCAAUCAAGAAUGGCGUUGUUGGCACUCCCCGGUACGCCGACGCAUUCGAAGAUCUCAUGCGCGCAGAACGCGGAUGCAUGAGCCAAGGCAGUGCGAAUAACGAUUGGAGUCGUGCAAUGUGGCCGCGUAGCUACAGGCUCCUCUCCAACGUCUAUUCGCGCAGUCCCAGGACGCAGGAUUUCUUCCAGAACGUCGAGGAGGGUGGGGAAUGGUAUGUACCGGAGAAACAGCAACAGCAGCACGCUUCGCAAGCGCAACUUGCAGCUCCCACGUCUCUUCCCCCUUUCUAUAACCCCGCGAGCGAGGACAGAAGAAAAGAAGCGGCCCAUGACGACCACAUGUACGAGCGGUUCUUGGGAACGCACACAGCCGACCCGAAGACGGAGCUAGACAUGUACGAACGCUUCCUCGGCGAUUCCUCAUCGCACCACGGCAGCGGCAGCGGCAGCGGCAGCAGUCAGCAACCUCCUGCCGUCGCAUCACCACCAUCCAACAGCAACAGAAACACCAGCAUCGACGUCGCCUCUUCCCCCAUCCUCUCCACCAUCACCACGACCGAGCGCAACGUCGCCGCCGACGGCACCGUCACGACGAAGGUCACUUUGAAGAAACGCUUCGCUGACGGCCGCGAGGAGUCGUCCGAGACGGUCAACACGUCGCGCGGCGACCCGACGGCGAGCGGCGGCGGUGUGUCCGAGGAGGGCACCGGCAGCAACAAGAAGAAGGGCGGGUGGUUCUGGUCUGGUUGA